Molecule: messenger RNA, 1221 nt
Organism: Peronospora matthiolae
Lineage: Eukaryota; Oomycota; Peronosporomycetes; Peronosporales; Peronosporaceae
Source: the annotation of a GenBank genome assembly
AUGUACGACCAAUGUGUCCCUCGUCCGACAAGCACCUGUUUUCAUUUCUUCAUCCAGUCGUUGGUCGUACACACGACGAACAGUCCAAAUGGCUACAGGCCUCGAUCAAGUCUUGUGAACCACGUCACAAACGCGAGAGACCAACCGAGUGACGUCGCGUUCGUCCUGGCCAAUCAAUUCGCUCUAAAGUCCCCAUUGCGCUCCUCAAGUCCAUCCUCGGAGCUCCUCCUCACUCGUGAUGGUCCGGAAGAGCAGCAGCACUCGCCCCGUCGCUCCAUCAGUGCGUUAGUGCGAGCCGAAGAUGCGGCAGAGGAAGAGAUCCUCGAGACGCCAGCGCUCAGCUCCAUUGCGGUCGCUGAUCGUGGGUACAAGAGUGAGAGCGACGACGAUGUUAAUGACAGCGACACCGUUGAAGCAGAAGGUGCAAUCGAGCGUCGGCUCGUGGCUGAGGCUCAGGCGGAAGCAGCGACUGAUUUGAGCACUUUGAAGUCAGAGAACAAGCGUGUGUACAAUAUUGAGGCGCUGCUGGCGCUGGUGCAGGAGUGGGACGUCAAGCCGCUGCCGUGGAUCGAGACCCUGGAGACGUGUACCGCUCCUUUAGAGCUCGAGAACGUGCACGACGAUUCGAAGCGGGAAGUGGCGUUUUACACCAACUCAAUCGCUAUGGUGCGUGUGGCGAAAGACCGACUGAAGCAGGACGGUGUGGCGUACAAGCGGCCGGACGAUUAUUUCGCCGAGAUGCUCAAGCGCGACGCGCACAUGGACAAAGUCAAGGACAAGCUUAUUCAUGAGCAGAAGAAGAUCACGGCAGUCGAAGAGCGCAAGAAGUCACAGGCGCAUCGGAAGGUGGCGAAAGAAGUGCAGGCAGAGAAGGUCAAGGAACGGAACAUGCAGAAGAAGGAGACACUGUUGAAGCUCGGUCUCAAGGAUGGUGACGAUGGCGAGCUUGACUCGACCAUCGUGAGUGGCAAGCGGAAGCACACGGGUGGAGACCGUGACAAGGGGAGCAAAAAGCCACGGACGAACAAGACCCGAGAGGCCAAAGAUGCAAUGUUUGGCUUUGGGGGCAAACGUCGCCAUGCCAAAAGUAACACGAAGGAAAGUACGAACGAUAUCUCGGGCUUCUCGGGUGCACGAAAAGGCAUCAGGACCAAGGGCCAAUCUACACCGAAAGGAGGCAAACGUGCUAGCAAGACUCAGCGCACAAUGGGCCAACGGUAG